Messenger RNA from Danio aesculapii, 3664 nucleotides. It is a transcript of the gene lpgat1, whose product is annotated as lysophosphatidylglycerol acyltransferase 1. The transcript is spliced from 8 exons. NCBI's taxonomy places the organism in Eukaryota, Metazoa, Chordata, Actinopteri, Cypriniformes, Danionidae. The record is from RefSeq and is a predicted model, not a curated record. The coding region runs from base 411 to 1526 and encodes 371 amino acids. Gene Ontology annotation, cellular component: endomembrane system. Gene Ontology annotation, molecular function: acyltransferase activity.
CGCCCGCGGCCUGUAGGAGGUCCAGAAUAACGGAGCCAAAGAUCAUCAUCAUCCUCAUCCCGGAGGAGAGGCCCAGUGAGUGCAUGUCCGACACGCCUCAUCCGGAACACAAAGAUGAGUUUUACGAGUCUGAUCUCAGGCGUGUGUCUUUGAUUCGGGAUUUGAGAUCGCAGAUCCAGAGGUUCGGCCGCGUGACUCCAACAACAUGCGCGUGUGUAACUGAAGCGCAUGCAUCCGACCACCAGGACACGGACUCUCGGAACCGAGUCACGCCGUGGAGCAGACGAUCUCAAGCUCUCGGGUUCACUGAUCACCACCGUCCGCUACAUGUGACCGAACCGACCGUCCGUCCGAACCUUCUGCAGCUUCGCCAGCAGGCUGCGCGUUAGAAAACGGCAGGACAGUACAGUAUGGCUCCCCAUCUGGACGUGGCCCGCAAAUUGGUUUGGAUCUUAAUCAAGUCGCUGCUCCGUUUUUCCUUCAUGUUUGUCAAUAACUGUGUCGCUAUCCCGUCCUACUGCCUCUACCUGAUAGUCCUGCAGCCUUUAAGAGUUCUAGAUGCCCAAACGUUCUGGUACAUCGAAGGGGUCAUGUUCAGGUGGUUACUGGCGAUGGUGGCGUCCUGGGGCUGGUGUGCAGGUUACACAGUGACAGAAUGGGGUGAUGAUGUGAGUCCAAUGACUGAAGAUGAAGCCAUGGUCAUAGUCAACCAUCAAGCCACUGGAGAUGUGUGCACCCUAAUGAUGUGCUUGCAGGACAAGGGCACAGUUGUACGGAAAAUGAUGUGGUUGAUGGACCAUGUUUUUAAAUACACCAAUUUUGGGGUUGUGUCCCUGAUUCACGGCGAUUUCUUCAUCAGACAGGGAAAAACACAUCGAGAAAAGCAGCUUGUUUACCUGAAGGAUCAUCUAGACAAGUUUUACUACAGUCGAGACAGGAAGUGGAUUGUGCUGUUUCCUGAGGGCGGCUUCCUAAGAAAGAGACGAGAGACAAGUCAGUCCUUUGCCAAAAAGAAUGACUUGCCUCACUUGACUCACGUAACACUGCCACGGCUGGGUGCCACUCAGAUCAUCCUGAAGAACUUAGGACCCCAGCAGGAAAAUGGCAUCCUGGGAACAGAUGGAAGUCCGCCAGGUCAAAGUAACAAACCUAAAGGCCUACAGUGGGUAAUAGACAUGACCAUCGCCUAUCCUAAUGCAAGACCCAUGGACAUUCAGACAUGGAUUUUUGGCUAUAGAGAUCCAACAGUCACACAUGUACACUACAGGACAUACCCUAUAAAGGACGUCCCAGUAGAGUCAGAAGCACUGACGGAUUGGCUAUAUCAGCGAUUUGUGGAAAAGGAGAAACUUCUGGCUCACUUCUAUGAGACAGGAGCUUUCCCUCCACUAGACGGCCAAAAAGAGAUGGUCUCCCGAGAAAUGACCCUGGACAACGCUUGGCUGUUUUUGGUCCAGACGUUCGCCUUCGCCUCAGGCUACAUGUGGUACAGCAUUCUCCAUCACAUCUACUGCUGGCUCUUCUGACCGCUCUGAGGAUCCUGUAACGCAGGGAUGGAGGAGGGGAACCGCCAGAGACCAAGAGCCCAACCCCCCCGAUGAUCGUCCUUUUCCUCUGCCCCGGAUGGUUGAAUGUACCCCGCAGGACGACCACUUUCAAGUUGCUGUAUCCGAUUGCGGUCCCCCAUCCUUACUUCGGACAGACACCUCCACCCAGAUCCCAGCUGCCCAUGCAGUCGUGCGUUGAUCAUCCUUUUAGAUUUUUUUUUAUUUUUUUGGCAUAGAACCAGUUCAACAUGUUUACACAUGCGCGCGCUCACAUGCAGAGAGAAAAUUUAUGCACAUCUAAAUGUUUACUCAUGCACAUGUGGACACACCUUUUGGUUUUUAUUUUUGACUUACAAUCAAAAUUAGGCUCAGGAAUAAGCCAGAGAUAGAUCUGUCACGUCCUAUUCUUUCUCAUGUUCUGAGCUUCGUCUUUACUUUCGUCCCCAACCGUUUUUAUCGUCAAACUCCCAAACAGGAUGACUGAAGAUUUGUUUUCAGAGACUGCUGUCCUCUUUGGAAGAGCCUCCUCUGGCCUUCAUUGCACUAUGAAUCCUCGUCGCCCGCCCCAAAAUGGAAGACCCCGGGUUCGUCCUGCCCUCAUUGUUCACCUCGUGGCCGUUUAGUCUCGUGUUGACCGGAUGUGUUUUUGUCAGUAUUGAGAGAGAGCGAUCGUGAUGUUUACACACUGACUGAAAGAGGGAUCGGGUUUGGAAAGGAAAAAACAAACUGGUUCUUGUUUUAAAAUCGACAAAACAAGGAGACUUUACACAAUCGACGCCAUACAGACACAUCCACAAGACUGCCACACGAUAGGACAAAUAACCCCCUCACCUCCAAAGUUUUACAAAUAUUAAGCCAUAUGCUUAUCUUCGGGUCGAAAAAGGGGGCGGACAUUCUACUGACUGAACUUUUUCGUGUUUUGUUCAUUGUCCUAAAGGAAAAAAAAAAGAUUUUAAUUUGUUUAAAUUUAUUUUCGAGUCUCAUUUCUGUACAUGUGACAGCGUAACCUGCCUGUGCGAUUGUGUGCGACUGCCCGUUUGUUUGUUUUUUCGAUUUUUAUUUUGUUUUUUUUAAAUGCACAUAAUGUCUGGUAGCUUCAUGUUAUAUCAGAGUGUUGGCAAAUAUCUGUUUAAAUAGUUUUAUUUGUAUUUUUAUUUUUCUUCCUCAUCCUUGUACAGAAGGGAGCGCGAGCUGGAACGGCCGAAUUACGUUUUUUUGUUGUUGUUUUUACUUCUGAAAUAUCAUGAAUGUUUAGGAAGGAUGAAGGAGAGGGGAAAAACAAUUCUGUCCUGGCAGGUGCUUUUGUUGCUCUCAGUAUCCGAGCGUCGCCUCGUUUGCCGUUUUUUCCCGGCGGCGAUCGUGUCAUGUUCAUCAAAAUAGUCUCAACUGCUGCCACGCGCAAGGGAUCAGAGAUUAGAUCGAGUUUUGUGCUGAGGCGCGGAAAUAUUUUAGACUAGCUUUAGACUAUCUUGAGGAAAGUACCGACGUUUUCCUCGAGCUUGAGACGAAACAUUUUUCAUGUGUGAAAUGAGACAUGUGUGUGUGUGUUGAUUGAGUCCGUCUACAUGUGCUCCUCAUGUCGAAAGGGAAAAAAUGGGUGAAGUCCAGCAAUAAUGUACUCAAAAAUAAAUGCCCAUGUUGUGGCGCUCUAAAGAAGCAGUGCUUAGAUGUACAAAUUAGACAUUUGUAGAUGAAAACAUUGCACCGUACUUGUCACCCCCCCCCCCCUUUUAUCCGAAGCCAUGUCAUUUGUGAAAGUGGACUUUGUUUCUAUAGCUUGCCAGAUUGAAAUGUGAAUGACGCCAGAAGACUAAAGCCAAGUUAGAUGCGGACUGCAUUCAGAGCAGGCUACGUCACCGCGAGGAUCUCCUCGUCUCGUUCUCGCAGUGUCUGUCAGAUGGAGACGUAACAUUUUGUUUUCCUAAGUAUGGUUUUUAUGUUUAAAAAAACGACAACAACGAAGUGUGAGAUAUAUCUAUAUAUUAGCAAUUUAACCAAAUUACAAUAGAAUGGUCCAUGAUUUUCAUUUUGUACUCCUGUUUCUCUUCCUAGCUACCCAGCCAUUUUACAACACACAGAUUAAUUGUGCUGGAAUAAAAAUCAUGCGCAGCAGUGAA